Cucumis melo (muskmelon) is the source of this 1469-nucleotide messenger RNA. RefSeq names its product CASP-like protein 4D1. The transcript has 3 exons. The record is from RefSeq and is a predicted model, not a curated record. Bases 561 to 1199 code for a protein of 212 amino acids. Lineage: Eukaryota; Viridiplantae; Streptophyta; Magnoliopsida; Cucurbitales; Cucurbitaceae.
UAACACCCGCUUAUGAUGAAAUACUGGUCAGCUCUGGAAUUCAAUUCGUUUGCUUCGUCUGUUCCUCAAUUUUUAUACAAAUCAGAAAUAAAUCCAAUACACUAUGACAUAAAACUAUAUGAUAUAAAAAGUAUGUACGAAAGAGUAUCAAAUUGAAGGUUACACAUUCUUCAUUAAUUUUAAAAAAUGAACAAAUAACCCAACAGGAUUAACCAUCUCAUACUGUGUCAGUUAACUCAAUUGUUUUGAUAUGAGAAGGAUGGUUACGGUCGAGAUUUAAAAAUGACUUGGCAUACCACCAAAUGAAAAAUAUAGAAAAUAACAAGAGAAGCCAGCUAUUUGUGGGAAUGUGGAUGGGGCUGAAGUAAAAGACAUCUGAUUGGAAGGUAGGGAGACAUGACCAAAGCUGGGUGGGUGGCUGGCUCAUUGUUUCAAUUUUGAUGAUGUAACCGAGACAAAGUUAUUGGUACUUAUUGAUGUUAUAAAAAGAAGGAAAAAGGAAAGGGCCAUGGGAUAUACAUAUACAUAUAAUUAAAGGGCGAGGCAGGCAGGUAAGGUCAAUGGAUCCUAAGGUAUUACCGUUGAUUGGUAUUGGAAUUAGAAUCUUCGUCUUCAUAUGUCUCCUCAUCGCCUUGGUCGUAAUUGCCACUGACAAAUUGUCCCUCAUUAAUGGCUUCAAAGCAACCUUCAAUGAUGUCCAUGGAUACAGGUACGUGUUGUCUGUUGCAACUAUAGGAUUAGCCCAUACAAUUUUACAACUGGGUUUCUCCAUAUACCAUGUGCUUACCCAAAACAUACUCUUUUGGAAUGGGCUUCCACAAGUCAACUACUACGCUGACCAGGUCAUAACUUGGGUGUUGGCCACGGCGGUUGGAGCUGGCUUUGCGGUCUCCGGAGAGCUGAAAAGUUAUGUGAAUUCAAGAAUUAAUAAGGAAUUUGGGGAUUAUUAUGGGUUCUUCAGUGCACAAGUUGAUGAGCAGAAGUCACUGAUAGAUGAUUUCUUCGAUAAGGCCAAUAUUGCCACUGCCAUUCUCUUCCUUGCUUUCAUCUCCAUGGCCACUCUCCUCCUUCUCUCUCCCUUCAAUCGGAUCAAACCAACUCCUCUUCCCACACAAGAUCCCGAGGCCCAAAAGCUUGAGGCCCAAUCUUCCCAAGCCCAGCAGACGGAAGCCCAAUCAUCGGAGCCGCCUUCUCGUUGAUUUUUGGGAGAGUUGCAAAUGUAACAAUUAUAUUCAAAAUAAUUAAAUACAUAGCAACAUUUUAAAAAAAUUGCAACUGUCAAAAUCUAUCAAUGAUAGGAGUCCAUCACUGAUAAACCACAAGAAUCUAUCAAUGAUAGAAGCCUAUCGCCGAUAGAUUUUGCUAUAUUUGUAAUUUUUUAAAAAUAUUGCUAUAUACUUAAUAAUUAUUCUAAAAAUUGUUACCCAUUAUAAUUAUCUUUGAUUUAAUUCUUUGUUCUCUAUAGCCAA